Molecule: messenger RNA, 1053 nt
Organism: Sordaria macrospora k-hell
Lineage: Eukaryota; Fungi; Ascomycota; Sordariomycetes; Sordariales; Sordariaceae
Biological process (GO): pectin catabolic process
Molecular function (GO): glucosidase activity
Source: RefSeq, a predicted model, not a curated record
AUGCUUCUUUCGGUGCUGUCGGCCGUCCUCGGCCUUUCAGCCUCAGCUGCUGCUGCCCUCACCUACAAAGGUGUUGACUGGUCGUCUGUGGCGGUGGAAGAGAAGACCGGCGUCUCUUACAAGAAUGUGAACGGUGGUGCCCAGCCCAUCGAGCAGAUCCUGCGAGACAGCGGCGUCAACACGGUCCGUCAACGGGUAUGGGUAAAUCCAUCCGGAGGCACAUACAACAUGGCCUAUAACAUCAACCUGGCCAAGAGGGCGAAGAACGCUGGGCUUGGUGUUUAUGUUGACUUCCACUUCAGUGACACUUGGGCGGACCCGGCGCACCAGUCGAUUCCUUCGGGAUGGCCAACUGCCAUUGACGACCUGGCUUGGAAGCUGUACAACUACACACUCGAUGCGUCGAACCAGUUUCAGGAUAACGGUAUCCAGCCAACCAUCAUGUCCAUCGGCAACGAAAUUACCGGCGGUCUCCUUUGGCCAACGGGAGGCACUUCCUCGUGGCAUAACAUCGCGCGCUUGCUCCACUCGGCAUCUGCCGGUAUCAAGGACUCGAGGCUGAGCCCCAAGCCCAAGAUCAUGAUCCAUCUUGAUAACGGAUGGAACUGGAACACCCAGAAUAACUGGUACACAAAUGUGUUGAAGCAAGGGCCCCUGGUUUCUUCGGACUAUGACAUGAUGGGGGUCUCCUUCUACCCCUUCUACUCGGCCUCGGCGACUCUGGCGUCCUUGAAGUCGAGCUUGACAAACAUGGCCAACAAAUGGGGCAAGGAGCUCGUCGUUGCUGAGACCGACUGGCCAAUCUCUUGCCCCAACCCAGCCUAUGCGUUCCCGUCAGACGCCAAGAGCAUUCCCUUCACGGCCGCGGGACAGUCGCAGUGGAUCAAGGCCAUCGCAGACGUGGUAGCUUCGGUGCACAAGGGCAAUGGGCUGUUCUAUUGGGAGCCCGCUUGGAUUCAUAAUGCCAACUUGGGCUCGUCGUGUGCGAAUAACUGCAUGUUCUCGAACUCGGGGCAGGCGUUGUCCAGUCUGUCAGUGUUCCGUAACAUCUGA